CUGAUGACGUCACUUUAGCAUGGCGGCUAGCAUGGCAACAACAGCAAAAAGGUCACAAAAAUCCUCCUCGUUCUGAAGUCUGAUUCAUUUAACACAAAGAGAUUUUAAAGUUACAAAUCUGAAAGCAGCUCAGUCUCUGUAUUAUGGCUUUACUUGGGAAUCUGAGACCGAUGCUUUCUUCUCUCCUGCAAGCAUCAAGAGUCGCAUUCCCCUGGUCUGGAUCUCUCUUCACCAGGAGCAUGGCUACACUCAAUCAGAUGCACCGCCAGGGAAAACCCUCCCCACCGCCCAAAAAGCUCGGCGCCACAUUUGGUCGGCCACAAUUAAAGGCUGUAGUUCUAAAGACCAUGAUCAGAAAGCCCAAGAAGCCCAACUCUGCCAACCGCAAAUGUGCCCGGGUCCGUCUCUCUAACGGUAAAGAAGCUGUGGUGUUCAUUCCUGGCGAGGGACACAACCUGCAGGAACACAACGUUGUGUUGGUGCAAGGAGGUAGGACACAGGACCUGCCGGGGGUCAAACUUACUGUCGUCAGGGGCAAAUACGACUGUGCCCACGUCAUAAAGAAGAAGCAGUAACUUGUGUGCAUGGCUGGAACUUUGUUUCUACAAUGGAGCGACUAGACUUUGACACCUUCAAAAUUGUUUAGUUUUUGUAUUUACAGUAAUAAGAAUCUGCAUUCAACUUCAUUUGUAUUUAAUGUGAUCUAAAUGCUUAUACUCAACAAAAUAAACUCAAAUAAUAAUAAACCUG
This is a messenger RNA of Trichomycterus rosablanca, 750 nucleotides long. RefSeq names its product mitochondrial ribosomal protein S12 (gene mrps12). The transcript is spliced from 3 exons. NCBI's taxonomy places the organism in Eukaryota, Metazoa, Chordata, Actinopteri, Siluriformes, Trichomycteridae. The coding region runs from base 144 to 575 and encodes 143 amino acids. Gene Ontology annotation, molecular function: structural constituent of ribosome. The record is from RefSeq and is a predicted model, not a curated record. Gene Ontology annotation, biological process: translation. Gene Ontology annotation, cellular component: ribosome; small ribosomal subunit.